Molecule: messenger RNA, 1785 nt
Organism: Sorex fumeus (smoky shrew)
Lineage: Eukaryota; Metazoa; Chordata; Mammalia; Eulipotyphla; Soricidae
Gene: NXPH2
Product: neurexophilin 2
Exons: 2
Coding region: 202-999 (265 amino acids)
Molecular function (GO): signaling receptor binding
Source: RefSeq, a predicted model, not a curated record
UCCUUCCCGGCCCCCUCCGAGGAGGGGCGCGCGGGGGCCGCCCCGGCACCUCCCGCCCGCCCUCCCCGCGCCGCGCUCGGAUUCCGGGAGGGCAGCGGCGCGCACGGUGUCCCCGGCGUCCUCCGUCCUGCCCCCCGAAGUGGAGAUGCGCGAGAGGCAGGCGAGGGCGCGCAGCUCGUGAGCCCCGUGGCAGCCGGCACCAUGCGCCUGCGGCCGCUGCCCCUCGUCGUGGUCCCCGGCUUGCUGCAGCUGCUAUUUUAUAGUGACAACAAACAGGUGGUGCAUGCCACAGAAGGGCUGGAUUGGGAAGACAAAGAUGCUCCGGGAACAUUAGUUGGAAAUGUGGUUCACUCAAGAAUCAUCAAUCCUCUGCGCCUGUUUGUGAAGCAGUCUCCAAUACCAAAGUCUGGACACCUGGCUUACGCAGACAGCAUGGAAAACUUUUGGGAUUGGCUGGCCAACAUCACAGAGGUUCAGGAGCCGUUGGCAAGAACUAAACGGAGGCCAAUAGUGAAAACUGGAAAAUUUAAGAAAAUGUUUGGUUGGGGUGACUUCCAUUCCAAUAUCAAAACUGUCAAACUCAACCUUCUCAUCACGGGGAAAAUUGUUGACCAUGGAAAUGGCACCUUCAGUGUCUAUUUCCGACAUAAUUCCACAGGCCUGGGCAACGUUUCAGUGAGUUUGGUACCCCCCUCCAAAGUGGUGGAGUUUGAAGUUUCCCCACAGUCUACCUUGGAGACCAAGGAAUCCAAAUCUUUCAAUUGUCGUAUUGAGUACGAAAAAACAGAUAGGGCAAAGAAGACCGCCCUGUGCAACUUUGACCCGUCGAAGAUCUGCUAUCAGGAGCAGACUCAGAGCCACGUGUCUUGGUUGUGUUCCAAGCCCUUCAAAGUUAUUUGCAUUUACAUUGCCUUUUACAGUGUUGAUUAUAAACUUGUGCAAAAGGUCUGUCCUGACUACAAUUACCAUAGUGAGACCCCAUACUUAUCAUCUGGCUGAAUCUUUCCACAGCAUCAGAAAUGAGAGACAAGUGUAUAUUUAAUUAGAAUGACCAAGAACCAAGCACAGUUCUUCAUGGUAAAAGAUCCUGUUUAUUUCUGGCAGUGAACUGAGUGUCCAACAAGCUUUUCAUUUUAAAAAAAAAAGGAAGAAGAAAAUGAGUAUCUUUAAAUGUGAAAUGUGUUUGUUUCCAUCAUAAGUACCUUAAUGUAACCAGAGUGGUUAUGAAGGCAUCACUUACAACCAAGAUGGCUAAGUCUUGAAAAUAUUUUUGUUUCUCCAAAAGAUGCAUCAAUGGUAGCAACACAAGAAAACAGGAAAGAUUUAUGCAUGUGAAAAACAUUGCUCUUGAAAUGAGCCUGCCUUUGAAAUAUGUAUUGGAAGCUUACUUUAAAAAUAGCAGUUUCAGUAAAGUAACUGAAAAGAUCGUAUUUGAUAGAUGAGUCACAUUUCUGACAUCAAAUUCUUUUUUUAUUGCUGUCUUUUCCCCUACAUCUGUGCUGUUAUUGAUAUGAGAGAUGAAGGGGUAAAAUUUGUUUCAAAACUUGUGUGUUAAGCUACAGUGCCACGGUAGAACUAAAUACAUUAUUAUUUGAGCUAGAGUUGAAUAGAAUGUAAUUUAAACACAGCCCUGUUCUUGUCACCAUCAUCAAGAUUAUCAUCUGAAUAGUAAUUUUGGUAUAUUGGCAAAGCAAAUCUGGAUAUGUCAGUUCAACAAAAAUGAAGAUUAUAAUACCCUUAGAUUUUUUUUGCCAACUGCAAUGCUAUAAGAGAAUAAAGCAUAUU